UAAAAGGUGUGCAUUUCCCUGAGUUGGUACCAUCUGGUAAAGUUACCUCCACCUAGAUACAACCCAACCAUGAAACUGAUCGCAGUCGCCAUUAUCGCUUGCAUCCUGCUCAUUGGAUUCUCUGACCUUGCCUCGGGAUCCCAGGCACCCCAGGGAUGUGGAUGCCAGCCUUGUGGACCUGGUGGCAAGGCCUGUGCUGGGUGUCCCGAAAAGGUCCAACUUUGUCAGCAGCUCAUCGGCGAUAUUCGCAAUCUCCAGCUGAAGAUCCGGCAGUGCGUCUGCGGAGAGCCACAAUGGAUGAUUUAGGAACCUGCUGCACUUAAAUAUCCUGAAACUCGUCCCUAAUAAAAUUGUUAUUACUACUGCAAAAACGAA
This is a messenger RNA of Drosophila erecta, 375 nucleotides long. Its product is annotated as salivary glue protein Sgs-7. The coding region runs from base 70 to 306 and encodes 78 amino acids. The transcript is spliced from 2 exons. NCBI's taxonomy places the organism in Eukaryota, Metazoa, Arthropoda, Insecta, Diptera, Drosophilidae. The record is from RefSeq and is a predicted model, not a curated record.